Tetrahymena thermophila SB210 is the source of this 1293-nucleotide messenger RNA. RefSeq names its product fumarylacetoacetase. Gene Ontology annotation, biological process: L-phenylalanine catabolic process; homogentisate catabolic process; L-tyrosine catabolic process. The record is from RefSeq and is a predicted model, not a curated record. Gene Ontology annotation, molecular function: fumarylacetoacetase activity. NCBI's taxonomy places the organism in Eukaryota, Ciliophora, Oligohymenophorea, Hymenostomatida, Tetrahymenidae. The transcript has 6 exons.
AUGGAAACUCAAACUUGGAUUCAAAUUUCAGCAGACUCUGAUUUUUCAUACCACAACAUUCCUUUUGGUGUCUUCUCAACUGCAUGCAACAAAGAAGACGCUAGACCAGCUACUAGAGUUGGCGACUUCAUUAUUGAUUUAAGAGAAGCUGAAAGAUAGGGAUUGUUAAAUGGUGAACUCUUUUCUAAAUUGAGCCACAAGGUCUUUUAAGGAAAAACCCUUAACAGUUUCAUGGAAUUAACUCGUCCUCAUUGGUAAGAAGUCAGACGUACUAUACAAAGUCUCUUACACGUAGGUUCUGCUCUUGAUACCAACAAAGAACUCCAAUCUAAAGUUGUUAUCCCAUACACUGAUAAGAUUAUUCUUCAUCUUCCUGCUCAAAUUGGAGACUAUACCGACUUUUACUCUUCCUAUACUCAUGCUUAUAAUGUCGGUGUUAUGUUUAGAGGAAAGGAUAAUGCUAUCCAACCCAACUGGCUCCACAUACCCAUUGGCUAUCAUGGAAGAGCCUCAACUGUUGUUGUUUCUGGAACUGAUAUUCAUCGUCCUAGAGGUUAGGCAAAGCCUCCUACUGCUGAAAAACCUAUUUUCACUGAAUGCAAGAGACUUGAUUACGAAUUGGAAGUUGCUGCCUUUGUAGGUGGACCUGCCAAUAAGAUGGGUGAACCAGUUAAAGUUGAUUCUGCUGAAGAUAGAGUUUUCGGUUUUGUUUUGAUGAAUGACUGGAGUGCUAGAGAUCACUAAGCUUGGGAAUAUGUUCCUUUAGGUCCUUUCAAUGGCAAGAAUUUUGGUACUACUAUUUCUCCUUGGAUUGUUACUUUGGAUGCUUUAGAAAUGUUCAGAGUUGAUUUGGAACCUUAAAACCCUGAACCUCUUCCUUAUUUAAAAGAAAAGAGACACACUUCUUGGGACAUAAAUUUAGAAGUAUACUUACAUGCUGACGGAAAUACUAAGGCCGACAUUCUUACAAAAUCAAAUUAUAAAUAUAUGUACUGGAAUAUCGCCUAAUAAUUAACUCAUCACAGCGUCGGUGGUUGUAUUCUUAAUGCAGGAGAUCUCUUAGCUUCAGGAACUAUUUCUGGUCCUUAAAAGCAUGAAUUCGGUUCAAUGUUGGAACUCUCUUGGUAAGGUACUGAGAAAAUUGCUCUUUCUGAAGGAAAAGAGAGAACCUUCAUCUAAGAUAAUGAUUAAAUUAUUAUGAAAGGUUUUGCUGAAAAGAAUGGAAUCAGAGUUGGAUUUGGUGAAUGUGCUGGCAAAGUUCUUCCUGCUUUACCUGAAAAUAAAUAUUAUUGA